Brenthis ino (lesser marbled fritillary) is the source of this 348-nucleotide messenger RNA. The record is from the annotation of a GenBank genome assembly. NCBI's taxonomy places the organism in Eukaryota, Metazoa, Arthropoda, Insecta, Lepidoptera, Nymphalidae.
AUGGCUGAUCAAUAUGGAAUUUCAGAAUCCCAAUAUAAACUCAUACAAAUGCAAGCCGCAAGGCGCGCUGAGAUGAGACGUGAAUUCUUAAAGCAGAGAACAAAUCCUUGGAAAAAUGCCUCCGAAGCUGGAUAUGUUUUUGACGAAGCUCAUCAAAGAUUUAUCUCUAUGAAAGUUACCCAAUUCGAUCAUUUUAAACCUAACAGAAGAACAACUUUGUUUGGAAUGUGCGCUAUUGUUCUUCCUAUGUUGACUUAUGGAUAUUUAAUUAAGAACGAUCGUGAUGGCCGUGAAGCGAAGAUCAGGAGCGGUGAACUUCGCUACAAGGAUAGGCUGUUUAAACUGUGU